Molecule: messenger RNA, 983 nt
Organism: Tripterygium wilfordii
Lineage: Eukaryota; Viridiplantae; Streptophyta; Magnoliopsida; Celastrales; Celastraceae
Exons: 4
Coding region: 16-702 (228 amino acids)
Source: RefSeq, a predicted model, not a curated record
UGUUAGUACGAUAUCAUGUCAGAAGACUCAGAAGCAGAAGACCAACAACAGAGUACAGAGACCUUCUCCUUUUCGUCCAUGGCAGAAGAGUCCACCUCCCUUUCGUCCAUUGCAGAAGAAUCCUCCUCUCAUCCUUCAAAGGUAGAAGAGUCCUCUUCCCAUUCUAUGGCAGAAGGAUCCUUCUCCCUUUCGUCCAUGGCAGAAAAAUCCUCGGAAGUCGAUCAUCCAGAUUCUCCUCCUUUUUUGGAGGUUACAUGCAAAAGUACGGGUAAGAUCCGUCGCUUUGCGGCGGGUUCAAAGGCAGGGUUUGCGGUGUCUUUGAUAAACAGGACAUUGGAUAUUGGGAUGUCACUUGCAUUGAAUAUUGAAGCAUUCAGAAAUGGAGAAGAACCCAUAAGUUUCGGCCCUGACGCAGUUCUUGUAAAUUUCGGAAACGGAUGGAAGCUACAAACUGUUAUUGAUUCAGAUUAUGGAGGUGUUAGAAAGGCAGAAGGAGUUCUGCUAAUUCCAAAAUUGUUUCCCACUGUAGCGAAUUCUGGUGGCCCAGAUCAGAUGAAGAAGGGUGGAAGAACAGGAAUCAGUUCUAUGUACAUUGCUAAGAUAUUAUUAGCUUUCAUUUUGAUGUUUGUUCUUGGCGGAAUUUUCACGUUUGGUCUUGAGAAUCUUCCCAGACUGAUUUUGUUAAUCAAUUCAUCCUUCUAGAGAUUGCUUAUGAACUCAUACGCGUAACUUCAAUGAAGAUUUUUCAGAGAGGGAGAGCAUAGCUUUUGGUUUUUAAUUGGGAAGGGAAGGGGGCACCGUUUGUAUUCAUUUUUGGGAUUUGCGUGCUCCCUGGUUAGAAACUCUAGCCUCUAGGGGUCCCAAUGGUUUUUAUGUACGAAUGAAACAAGGAGAAUUGAUGGCGAUGAUGAGGUUUCCUUGUCAAGAGUUGUCUGGUAUUUGGCAUAUAAUCCUAAACAAGGUGUCUUGUUGCACUAUGCAAA